Molecule: messenger RNA, 450 nt
Organism: Linnemannia hyalina
Lineage: Eukaryota; Fungi; Mortierellomycota; Mortierellomycetes; Mortierellales; Mortierellaceae
Source: the annotation of a GenBank genome assembly
AUGCUGUCGAGAUUCAACAUUAUCUUUCUUCCCUUCAAGAUACCAGUUGGGCGCUUGGCCACGUCCAGUCGACGUGCACUUCAGGUCGUCAAGAUCGUGUACGGUGAGAUGAUGGCGAGCCAGGAUAUUCAGUCGAUUAUCCAGCAUGGUCGGUCUUUGCGUGAGGUCAUGCUCCAGCACUUAUCGACCCUCUUGGCUACCAUUGCGCUCCAUGGACGACGGUCUUGUCACUGGCUCCAAGUUACAAUCUGGUUAUCAGAGGAGUUCCCAGGCCAGAUGUCCAGAUUGAUUACCGAGGUCGAUCGAUACCUGGAAGAAUACCAUUGCAUAGUAGGACAAUGGACCAGAGUCGGGCUAUACAACGUCAGAUAUGUGCACAACUGGGGAGACUGGUAUGUCUGGAGAAACUUGUUCUUGAGAAUGAUCGCCGUUACCAGUGGCUGGAACUAG